Messenger RNA from Aphidius gifuensis, 1069 nucleotides. RefSeq lists its product as uncharacterized. The transcript is spliced from 3 exons. NCBI's taxonomy places the organism in Eukaryota, Metazoa, Arthropoda, Insecta, Hymenoptera, Braconidae. Gene Ontology annotation, molecular function: microtubule binding. Gene Ontology annotation, biological process: cytoplasmic microtubule organization; positive regulation of cytokinesis; mitotic spindle midzone assembly. The record is from RefSeq and is a predicted model, not a curated record. The coding region runs from base 143 to 964 and encodes 273 amino acids. Gene Ontology annotation, cellular component: centrosome; mitotic spindle pole; mitotic spindle midzone.
AUUAUAAUUGAGGUUUUGUUUUGAUUAAAAUAUUAAAAAGUAAAUUUAUUGUAUUUAUAGAAAUUUUAAAAUUUAGAUUUCGAUAUUAUUGGAUAAUAGAAAAUAAAAAAAAAAAAUAGUAAAAUAAAUAAUAUAGAAAAAAAUGGCUAAAAAUAUAGAACAACAGCAACUUUUUUUGAUGGAAUUUUUGGUUGAUCGUGUUAAUGUACCAGCUGUCAGAGCAAUGCAUGAUGAAAUUAUGCCAGCAUUAACUUGUGUUUCAUUUCAAAUUUUAAGCUUGCCAUUAAUAACAAUUCAUCAAGAUGAGCCAUCAACAACAGAUUGUAAUUGUACUGAAGAAAGCCAAUUAUUUAAAAAAGGAAAAUCAUGUUUAUUUGCAUUACCAACAAUUGUUCUUGAAAAACCAUUACAUUCAUUUCCAGUUACAAUGUCAAUAUAUAAAAAAUUACCACCAGGUAUAUUACCAGAUGUUAUGUUAAUUGGAAGUUGUCAAAUUGAAACAAAAAAUCUUAUUAAUCAUUUAUUAAAUAAACAUACAUUUAAAAGUGGAAAUCCUUGUAAAUCAUUACGUGAUACAUUCAAAAUAACAACUGCAACUGGUCUACAUGUUGGUGAAGCAACAAUAUUUUUACGUGCAUCAUGUUUUGGUUCAAAAAUAGUAACAAAUUUUCAAAUACCAAAAAAUAAAAAACCUUAUUUAUUUAAAGGAUUAUUAGGAAGUCCAGUUUAUCAAUGUCAAAAAGUACCAUCUGUACUUGAUAUAACAUCAUCAUCAUUUAAAAAAAAUACUUAUGAUCAUAGAAAACUUGAUGAAAGCCAUCAAAAUGUAAAAUUAAAUUAUCAAACCAAUUGUUGUUCAUCUGGAUCACCACCACCACCACCAACAACUCCAAAUAGAGCAUAUGAAUAUUCUAAUCAAAAUCCUCGACCAUGCUGUCCAGGAUUAUACAACAAAAAUAAUUAAACAUUUUUAAAUAAAUAAAGAAAAAAAAAGCUUUAAAAAGUCCAACAAAUUCAUACUGAUAAAUUUUCCAAUUUAAAACAAAUAAAUAAAUAAAUUUUAUUACUC